Triticum turgidum subsp. durum (durum wheat) is the source of this 936-nucleotide messenger RNA. The record is from the annotation of a GenBank genome assembly. Lineage: Eukaryota; Viridiplantae; Streptophyta; Magnoliopsida; Poales; Poaceae.
AUGAAAACCAUGCAGCCACUCCAGCUUUCACGCAUGAGAUACGACAGAAAACUACCGAUAAGUUCCCUUGGCAUUGCUCUUGUGAUGCUCAUGUCCUUGGCCUCUAUCACUAGCUCCUGCACAGAGCAAGAGAAGGCCUCCCUCCUCAAGUUCCUCACUGGGCUCUCACAGGAUGGUGGCCUUGCCGCGUCAUGGCAGAACGGCACAGAUUGCAUCACGUGGGAAGGGAUCACCUGCAACAUGGAUGGGACGGUUACUGAUGUCUUGCUCGCUUCCAAGGGUCUUCAGGGGUAUAUCUCACCCACUCUUGGCAGCCUCGCCGGAUUGUUGCGACUCAAUCUGUCAAACAACAUGCUGUCCAGUGGACUACCACAAGAAUUGGUGUCUUCCAACAGCAUCGUCGCCAUCGACAUCAGCUUCAACCGCCUAGAUGGAGAACUGCAUGGGGUGCCAUCUUCAACCCCAGUGCGUCCCUUGAAGGUACUGAACAUCUCCAGCAAUUUGUUUGCAGGACAGUUUCCAUCCUCCACAUGGGGGGGCAUGAAACACCUGGUCGCACUCAACGCCAGCAACAACAGCUUUACUGGGCAGCUACCAACUCAUUUCUGCACCAGCUUUCCAUCCUUGGUUGUGCUUGACCUCUCUUACAACCGAUUCAGAGGGAGUAUUCCACCUGAAUUAGGUAGCUGCUCCAUGCUCAGAGUGCUCAAGGUUGGCCACAACAACCUCAGCGGGACUCUCCCAGAUGAACUCGUUAAUGCUACCUCGUUGGAGUUCCUCUCUUUUCCCAGGAAUGGUUUACAAGGAAUACUUCAAGACACAUAUAUUGCCAAACUCACUUUUUUGGUUACCCUUGAUCUUGGAGAGAACAACUUCAGAGGCAACAUUCCGGAAUCUAUAGGCCAUCUCAAGAGAUUGGAGGAACUCUAUUUUUGA